Aspergillus puulaauensis is the source of this 252-nucleotide messenger RNA. RefSeq lists its product as uncharacterized. The coding region runs from base 1 to 252 and encodes 83 amino acids. NCBI's taxonomy places the organism in Eukaryota, Fungi, Ascomycota, Eurotiomycetes, Eurotiales, Aspergillaceae. The record is from RefSeq and is a predicted model, not a curated record. The transcript is spliced from 2 exons.
AUGCCCGAAGAACCCGAUCCCAAGCAGAACGAGAUGUUCAUGGAGCGCAUGCUAUCGCGACGUUCUAGCCAGGGAGAGGCUGAUGCCAAAAAGCCCGAGGGCCUUCCGAGUCAGACGAGCCAGGACGAGAACCAGAAUCAACCCCAGCUGCGUCGCCAGCGGAGGGAUUCCAGACUCCAGAGGUUCAAGGAUAUUUUGCACAGUGAGGAGGAGCUGGAUGAGGCCGGCAAAGUUUAUGCAAAAUUGAUGUGA